Molecule: messenger RNA, 1155 nt
Organism: Lecanosticta acicola
Lineage: Eukaryota; Fungi; Ascomycota; Dothideomycetes; Mycosphaerellales; Mycosphaerellaceae
Source: the annotation of a GenBank genome assembly
AUGGCCAGCAAGUCUCAGCAGAAGCGGCAGUCCGACAAUCCCAACGCUCAAGGUAGUCCGAAAGCUCAGAAUGUCGUCGACGAACGCGAAGUUCGCCAGGAAUCUUCGAAAGCUGCACGACAAGCACAGCUCGCUAAAAAGAAGGCGAAAGAGCUUCGUGAUGCAGCGGCCGCUGCUGGCGACCCAGAGGAGCGCCAGAAGUUGCUCGAACAGGCCAUAGACAAAGAAAUCGAAGCCGAGUCUUUUGGAAAGACCGCCAAGUAUCUUCGAUCGGGGACUUUUCAAGGCAUGGUAAUGGGCACUGGUAUAGGUGUUACACCUGGGUUGACAUUAGGAGUCUUGACCGGAACGCUGGUGGGAGGACUUACAUCCCUCAUAACAGGAGGACUAGGCGCUGGCAUCGGAGCUCUGACGGGAUGGAUCCACGGCCCUUUCUUCAAUGUGGGUGCGAUGGCUGGUAAGGGCAUUCAAAGGAUCACGGGAAAUUUACCCGGCUGGGUUGCAACGGAGAAACAAAAGCGUACACUAGAGAAGAUGCUAGGUCAGAUCAAGGAGGAGGACAUGCCGGAUGAUGAUGAGCUUGAGAUGAUGGGCUCUGACGACGGCAGCGACAUGGUCAAUGACUGGGGAAAGAAGGCAAGCGCAACGGCAGGCUCAUAUGUGCCUUCGUGGGCAAAAUCGAAGCAGGAUGGAGAUUCAAAGUCAGGCACACCGUCCAAGCAGUCUCAACAAUGCGCACAGAAGACCGACGCACAGCCCGCGUCACAGCAAUUUCCUGCAACUCAGAAAGCUGGUGAUGACGUGCGACAACACCUAGACAAACCACAAGCACAGUCUCACCAUCCUGCUGGCGCCAAGCCUUCGGGGCCUUCUCGGCAAGAGACAUCCGCCCAUGAAACCGGAAAGGAGAAUGUACCUCCCACGAAUGGUAGACAGGUUACAUCCUCUGACAAGCCACAGAGCGGCCAAAAUUCAGCGACCCAGAAACUUCCAGAGACAGCCACCAAACCCACCUCAUCCGGGGCGGCGCGAUCUCAACAACGCAAGAAGCCACGCAAACUAGAGACGAGAUCAACGCCGCAGAUAUUGGAAUCGACUUCUGGUCGACCUGCUGGCGAAGGGAGAAGGCCUCGAAAACUUGAGCGGCGAUCAUGA